CUAAGUCUAACUUCAUAAAAUGUACAUAGUUUGAUUAUUGGCAAAAGGGAUUAUUUUGUGGAGCUGAAUACAAACAUUGCGUCACACCUCGUGUUUCGUUUAGAAUUGGGACCUGAGUUGUCGUACUACCAUCUUUUUGCCUUUGCAGUAAUGUAAGUCAAACAUUUAAAAUUUAUGUUGAAAAUCCGGUCAACGUUUUACUCCUGUAACUAACUGGUUUUGUACUCACGUUAAACGUUCUUGUUAUUAAUGAUGUCUCAAUCAACCAACAAAGCGGAAAUAAAGGCUAACAAAGGGGAAAAUGCGUUGGAAAAUAGAGGGGGAACGCGCCAAAAUAUCUGCUUUCUCGCCUGUCCGGGGGAAAUAAUGAGGAUUUUCCCCUUUUUGUCGCUCAAAUGUCGCUGAAUUGUCUAACUUUCGCCUAAAUAUCCGCUGAAUUGACUGCUUUUCGCCUAGAUAUCCGACGAAUUGUCUUCUUUUCGCCUGAAUAUACGCCGAAUUGUUUACUUUUGGUCCAACUUUUAAAAUACCACUGGCAUAACGCCAAAGGUCUCCCAUGUUCGCCUUUAUCCCUACAACAAACCACAAUAAAACUGUAAUCCACGGGGAAAAUGGCAUAUUUUUGAAUAACUUUAUUGAAAAGGAAAAGUGUGUUAUUGUACAACAUUAUAGCAGGAGUUUGAGCAUCAAUCGUGAUGCAUUUCCAUUGUAAUUUCCAACUCAUUGUUAUUUGAAAAGAUCUGCAAAAGAAGAAACGGAUGAUGUAUUAUUAAUAAGGCAUGUGCAUUUAAUCGCAAGUUCACUGACAAUCAAACAAUCUUUCUCGACACUUCAACAGUUUCCCAUGUAAGUAAUAAAGUAAGCUCAUUUACAAAAUAACGUUUAUUAAAAAAUAAAUAGAACAUAAAAGACAUUUCACGGAUUACUUCGUUUAGUGACGCAUUUUCGGCUAUUGAGGAUGAAAAUAAUCUUCCUGUGAGUUCUGAAGUGUAAAGAACAAGAGAAGUUACAAUGAUAUCUGAAUGACAUGCCUUGGCACAGCCAGAUACUUGAAGCUUCACUUACGGUUAUGUUCGUUAAAACCGUUGACUGUAACUAUAGAGCAGUAGGGAAGUUAUCACUUUAAAUUAGUACAUACCUGUUCUUUUUUCCUCCCAUUACGCUUUGUCAAUUUAUCUCUAACACCGUGAAAAUAACCUUGUGUCGCGAUGUCGUACAGCUUCACAAGGUCUUUUUCGUUGACAGGGGAUGACAAAAAGCGAUUUGUUAAUGCACCUAAAGUUAAGAUAAUAGAUAUAGGUUACUUCGUAAGCAGCCGUAAAACCGGCAUUUCUGAAGUGCUCGUUUUGAAGAAGUGCCAAUUAGCGUAAAAUUACUGGUCACCUCAAGUGUCAUGAGAUGAGACAAAACAUAUCGCAUUGAGGUUUUAGGAUCAUCAUCCAUUGAUCUCGUUACCAUUGCCAUGUGUAAUACGAACAAAUUAUUAAAUUAAUGUUGUUGAUUUACAAACCUGUCCCUGGUUUCUUCCUGCUGCAAACCAGUGUCCAGCAUCUGCAGUUCCUCUUCAGAUGACGAAGGGAACUGCUGACUUGAUAGUCCGCAUUCGAAUUGAUGCGGAUGUUCGCGUUCACUGAACUUCGCUGGUAACAGCUUUACAUUUGUACUCAAGUCAGUGAUACCUGACGACAUGUUCUGCACCAUUGUAUACAACCUAUCAAAUCUUAUAAACUUCACCUGAUAGUACAGGUGACUUACUGGGCCGCUGAAACACAGCCUACAUGCUUAGAUUCUAAUGUUGACGGUGAUGUAUCUAAUUGUGUCGAACUAAUUCAUUAACAUCUAAAUAGUAAUGAAAUGUACUGGGCAAUUGGCGAGGCGACUCUGUCAAACAACCGAAAUUUCGGAUAAUGUACGUGGCUAUUUCCAGCCUGCACCUCGGCAACAUCCAUGUCUACUGAAUUGUAAAGAAAUCCUUCUUUACGCUUCAAUGCACCUCUAGGAAAUGUUAGUAAGAUUAUUGUACUGACCUCUUGGGCUUCUCAGUGUUGAGUGGCAAGGUGUUUUCUUCUGUUGAAGUGUUUUUACGGUGAAGUUACAGUAUUUGGAGGGAAACUAACAUAUUCUUUGCAGACUGCAGAGAAUCUGUAUUAAAUUAUAGUUUCUAUGUUUGUUACUCACCGAAUUUGUGAAUUACUUUACAUUUCAGAACUGACCAAUUGUCAUCUGGUCGGUCUCAGUUGUGCAGGUGGAGGAUAUCGACCAGCUCCAUUGGAAAAAGGCAAAGUUCUUUGCCAACAAUCCACUGCUUGGCUGCUAUCAUAAGUUGUUUCUUGCUAGGAACGUCAACAAUGAUGUAUUGUUUGUUGGCGGACUAAACAUAACAUAAGAGAAUCUCCAAUCUAGUUAGCGAUUACAAACGUUUCUUAUUCAAGCUCGUUUAACUUAGUUAUAUCCUGGACUUUGCACAAAUGGUCGCUGACGGCGAAUAUUCCGAUGUACACUUUCUACAAUUUAAUAUUUCACUUUAUGAGGAUUCUUCUCUGAUAGACACUGGAACCUUAAAAAUAUCUGAGGAAUGUUUUACAUGGGAAGGUACAUCAAAACAAUUCUUUAUUCCUUAUUCACAAAUAACCUUACAUGCUAUUGCCAGGAAUACGGUAGACCAGACUGGAGAUCAUCCCAAUAAUUUGUUUCCUCACCCACAUUUAUUAGUAAUGAUCGACGGAGAUCGUGUAUGGGAUUCAAAUAAUACUGAUAAUUUAUCUGAUACGAAGUCACAGAACGAGCAAGAUGGCAUGCAAAUUGAUGCAGAAGGUUCAGAUGAAGAAAAAGUAGACUCUGAUAGUGACCGCGCUCCAGACUGCCCUGGUUCUACGUCCGUCCUCCGCUUGGUUCCACAAGAUUCUGCACAGCUCGAAGACAUGUACAAAGCAUUAGCCGACUGUCAAGCAUUAAAUCCGGAUCCUGAAGAUGAUAAUUCAGACUUCGAGGGUUUCGCAGAAGAUGAUGAAUAUGAAAUUAAUGAUCAGGGUAUGGAAUUCGAAAACCAUACGAAUAAUAAUGGAAGAUUCGGUGAACCGGACCAGUUCGCAGAUGCCUAGCACUUUUUUGUAAAUUAAUUGAUGUAUUUUGUAAUUAACGAUUUAAAACAAAUAUAUUUCCCAUUUU
This is a messenger RNA of Schistosoma haematobium, 3168 nucleotides long. RefSeq names its product Methylosome subunit pICln. Gene Ontology annotation, cellular component: spliceosomal complex; cytosol. Gene Ontology annotation, biological process: mRNA cis splicing, via spliceosome. The transcript has 4 exons. The record is from RefSeq and is a predicted model, not a curated record. The coding region runs from base 2469 to 3101 and encodes 210 amino acids. NCBI's taxonomy places the organism in Eukaryota, Metazoa, Platyhelminthes, Trematoda, Strigeidida, Schistosomatidae.